This is a messenger RNA of Diospyros lotus (date-plum), 1214 nucleotides long. RefSeq names its product auxin-responsive protein SAUR27-like. The transcript has a single exon. Bases 534 to 1028 code for a protein of 164 amino acids. Gene Ontology annotation, biological process: response to auxin. Lineage: Eukaryota; Viridiplantae; Streptophyta; Magnoliopsida; Ericales; Ebenaceae. The record is from RefSeq and is a predicted model, not a curated record.
UGCUUUCUUCAUCCCCGCCAAGCUCGUCGUCGGCUCAUGCAAUUGAACCUUCACUCUGUGUCUCUGUAUAUAUAGAGCUCUGUUCUUGAGAUGCAUAUUGAAUAGCAUUCUCAGAGGCUUCCGAGUUGUACUUCUGUUGAGCUUCCUCUCUAUUUCUUAAUUUGCAGAGAAACGUUUUGGGUUUGGGGAUUAGCUAUAAUAGAGAGGAAGGCGAACGGGGAAGGCAAGCGUUUGGAUACCGAGAAAAGGCGAGAAAAGACAAAAGUAAGGAAAGAGUCUUUGAAUGAGGGAAAAUUUAUUGCUCUCGUGGCUGAUUAUAAUUUGGAGCGGCGGAAGAUGUCGAACAUCCCCACUUCCCUCUCCGAAGUCUGUCUCACUCUCUUCCGCUUAGCCAUGUCCAUCGCCGACCCUUGGCCCUUUUCUUAAAAACAACAAUCGAUUUUCUUUCACUUUCUCUCUUGCCAAACACUCUCUCUCUGUCUCUCCUUUUGUGAAUUUUCUGUCUUACCAAACAAAACUUCGAAGUUUAGCCCAUGAAGAAAAUCCGGGGCUUCAAGCUUAAAAGCCGGGUCACCAAACUUUUCCGCUACGUACUCAGGCGGGCUUCCGGCUACGGGCGGCUGGACCCGCCGGUCCGAGAGGAGAGAUCCAUUUCCAGGCUGUUGAGCUGCCUCAAGACAAAGGCGAAGUCCCUCUGUUCGGCGAAUCCGGGCCGGGGCUACACCCGGUUAGGCAAGGAGAAGCCCGUGGCGGUGCCGAAGGGGCACAUGGCUGUGUACGUCGCCGAGAAAGGCGGCGGCGGCGGCGGAGGAGGAGGAGGAAGAGGAUUCCACCGGUUCUUAGUGCCGGUGAUUUACUUCAACCACCCGCUAUUUGCGGAGCUGCUGAGGGAGGCAGAAGAGGAGUUCGGGUACAACCACCCGGGUGGGAUCACCAUCCCUUGCCGGGUCGCCGAGUUUGAGCAAGUCCAGACCCGGAUCGCCGCCGUAGGCCGUCGCCGGAAGUUGCUGACGUGGACGAAGGGCUGAUCAUGGCCGUUGGCGAAGAUGAUGAGGACCCAGCAGAUCAUAAUCACGAGUAGUUGAUAUUAAUUAUGAUGUUUAGACCCUUUUUCUCAAUGCAUAAGAGACUUGUCCUUUUCUCAUUUUGCGUUUACACUUACAUUGUAUAUCUGUAAAUUUUUAAUAUAUAAUUUUUAUUAUUUUUUGGAUGUA